AUGUCUUCCUCCGCUUCCUACCUCCAAGCACUCCUCUCCACCUCUUCCGUCCCUCCAGAAUACCAACAAACCAUCGAAUCCCUCAUAUCCUCCCCCAACUCUCCAGAAACUCAAGCCAUCGAAGCCCUUCUUCGCCUCGUCUCCAACGGGCCCUGCCCUCCCUCCGCCAACCUCCAAACACAAUCCACCUGGUCCUCAUUCCAGACACGGGUCACCGAAACAUUAGCUUCCCUCAUCCCAGAAACGAGCACGGGCACAAACGGGACGAGACGAAAACGUUCUCCCUCGCCCGAAGGACCUAGCACGCCACCCAAAAAACUCAAACCCUCGCCCUCAUCCUCGUCCGCACUCCUAGCCACGAACCCAAACCUAAAACCAACGACAGAAGCUCAAGAUCUUCCACUAUUCACCCUCCCCGCCCUUUCGCUCACCUCUCCCCUGCGCAAAAAGCUCACGAUCACGAUCCACCAAGCUUCCCUACGCCUGACGAACCCCACGACCAACGCCCUCGAAUACCCGCCUAUCCCACUAUCGCAACUCAAACGAUGUUUCUUACUCCCGACAAGGGGAAAGGCGAAGUUACACUGGACCGUCAUAUUGAUGAGUGGAGAUGUACCAGACAAGGCGAAGGGUGGAGCGAAAGGGAAGGCCAACGACAAGGAGAAGGAUACAGCGAAGGAGAAGGAGGUGGCGAAUGUGCAAGUCACGUUCGGAAUCGACGCAGAGCCAACUACAGCGUUCGCCACCACGACAUACCCCACUUCCGAAUCCAAAUCCGAAUCUGAAAAUGUCCCUUCAACGACCACUCACCCCAAAGGAACGCCCUCUAGACCUUCCCUUCUAACGUUCCUUUCCCAUCUACCCGAAGCCUGCUCCCUCCACACUCCGGUUCCUCCUUCCAUUCCUUCUGCUUCCCUUGCCUCUUCAACGAACCCAAAGACAGACCCCGACGACUCAUCAGCCGCGACAUCAACUGGGCCCAUAGCUCGCGGCAUCACGGCCUACCGCGGCGCCAAGGAAUCCACCAUCUGGUUCUUCAAACAAGGUCUGCUUCUCGAGUCUAAACCCUGCGAGUUCUGGGCCCUGCAUGAUUUAGCCCCGCCGAGCGAGGAGUCCGAGGCCGGGGUGGCGGGGUAUGAGGAAGGGGUGAGGAUGUUGAGCGCGACGGGGCGGACUUGUUCGGUGUUUUUGAAGAGGAGGGCGGAGAGGGUUGGAGGUGGCGAUGGGAAAGAAAAAGCGGGAGGGGCGGAUGGAAAAGGGAAUGGCGCGGGGGAAGAGGAGGAAGAGGAAGAGAUGAUGGAAGGCGAGGAGACGGAGCUGGGGAUGGUGGAUGGGAAAGAGCAGGAGGGGAUUAGGGAGUGGGUGAGGAAGUAUCGAUCUUCUUUCGGGCGCGUUCCUUCCUCUUCGUCGUCAUCUGCAUCGAAACCACAUCAAGCCACUUCUUCGCCGUCGAAAUCGAACGCGAACGGAAAAGACAGCAAGGGAAAGGGCAAAGCUCAAGAGACGGACAAGAUGGAGGUAGACGGAGAAGGCGAUGGCGAGGCAGAUUCGGACUCGGAUUCGAACUUUGAGGUGGAUAGUAGUGAUGACGAUGGAGGAUCUCCUUCGUCUGGUUCGGAUUCCGACUCUGAGGGUGACUCUGAUGGGGGCUCGAAUGCGAGUGAUGCGGAGACUGGGGACGAGGGUGAGGAUGGCGAGGAUGACGAAGGUGGCGGUAGCCAGGAGGAAGAGGACGAGGAAGAAGAGGAAGCACUAGACCCGAAACAUCAUCCCCUUCUGCGGCCAGGGGCUAUGCCGAAGAAAAUGUCGAAGGCGACUAUGGACGCCGCUGUGGGUAUGGUCCUUGGAGAUAUGAUGGGCGGAGGGUCGAAAAAGGACACAAAAGGGUCGAAGAAAGUAGUGGAAGUGGUGGAGAUGGAUGAAGGGGAGGAUGGCGAGGAUGAGUUGGAAGAUUGAGCGGAUGAGCGAGACGAUGAUGUUAUAU
Molecule: messenger RNA, 1984 nt
Organism: Stereum hirsutum FP-91666 SS1
Lineage: Eukaryota; Fungi; Basidiomycota; Agaricomycetes; Russulales; Stereaceae
Exons: 1
Coding region: 1-1956 (651 amino acids)
Source: RefSeq, a predicted model, not a curated record